Molecule: messenger RNA, 1381 nt
Organism: Manihot esculenta (cassava)
Lineage: Eukaryota; Viridiplantae; Streptophyta; Magnoliopsida; Malpighiales; Euphorbiaceae
Product: probable phytol kinase 1, chloroplastic
Exons: 6
Coding region: 238-1194 (318 amino acids)
Biological process (GO): vitamin E biosynthetic process
Cellular component (GO): chloroplast
Molecular function (GO): phytol kinase activity
Source: RefSeq, a predicted model, not a curated record
UUAAGCUCAUUGUAAAGUGCAAGUGCUCUGCUAUUAACAGGCACUGUAAACUGUUUGCGUUGGAGCAAUAAUCUGGUGAUAGCUCGUAGCCCAAGAAUCCAAUCGUCUGAUGGAUGAUGGCUAUAAUUCACAACUACCCAUCUGCGCAUAGGAAUAAACGGAUGCCGUUUUGCAUGGGAUCUUCCGCGCAUCGCAGAGAUCGACAAAAGCAAGCUCAGCUUUAUCUCUGCCGUCGUGAUGCUUGCUAGAAUGACUCCCUUAUCCUUAACUCCCACUUUCUCUCUCCUCCUCCACCGCCACCGCCGCCUAGUACACAGGUCCCUCAUUGACCUCCCUUUCUCUUAUUCUUCUCCUCAUUGCUUCUCUCCGAAGCCGACUUCUGUCUUACACUUUCAUUUUCUCUAUCGUCCUCCCCAUGCAACCACCACUCGGAGUUCUUCGCCGUCCUUCACUCCAGUUGCCGCCGCUGGGGGGGCUUUGCUUCAAGAUGCUGGAGCUACGGCUGCUGUUCUCGCCGGUGCUUACUGUCUGGUUCUCGCUUUUGAGACUCUCACUGAACGAGAAGUUAUCAAGCAGAAUUUGAGCAGAAAACUGGUUCAUAUAUCGUCUGGUUUGCUUUUCGCCAUUUCUUGGCCUAUUUUCAGCACUUCAAAAGAGGCUCGCUACUUUGCUUCUUUGGUGCCUCUUGUGAAUUGCCUGAGGCUUGUCAUCUAUGGCCUCUCGUUGGCUCCUGAUGAUGGUCUCAUAAAGUCUGUUACUCGAGAAGGAAAUCCAGAGGAGCUGCUAAGGGGUCCUUUGUAUUAUGUCCUCAUAUUGAUUUUUUGUUCACUAGUCUUUUGGCGUGAGUCUCCUGUUGGGGUAAUCACUUUGGCAAUGAUGUGUGCUGGGGAUGGUGUGGCUGAUAUCAUGGGGAGAAGAUUUGGGUCAGUGAAACUUCCUUAUAAUCAACAGAAGAGUUGGGUGGGUAGCAUAUCUAUGUUCAUUUUUGGAUUCUUGAUUUCUAUCGGGAUGCUGUAUUACUACUCAGCUUUGGGAUAUUUUCAGUUGGAUUGGAUGUCAGCAAUUCAAAGGGUUGCUUUUGUUGCUUUACUCUCGACAGUAGUGGAGUCCCUUCCAACUACUGAAACUGUAGAUGACAACAUAUCUGUUCCUUUGACCAGCAUGGUAGCAGCCUAUCUAAGUUUUGGUUUCUAGUUUGUGAAAAUAGAAGAUUGAAUAUUUCCUCAUAUCCUUUAAGAGUGCACUUCGACUAGAUGUUGUACAACUAAUUUAGGAAUUGAAAGUGGACUUUUGUUCUUAAGAUGCUGAUUUGAAUUGUAAUGAAAAAUGAUGCUACUGUAGAUUGCAUAUUGAGUAAAAGUAUGAAAAAUGACUAAACUUU